ACCCCCGUGUCUCCGCAGCCAGGGCCGCUGCCAUGCCGCACUUCCUGGACUGGUUCGUGCCCGUCUACCUGGUCAUCUCCGUCCUCAUCCUGGUGGGCUUCGGAGCUUGCAUCUACUACUUCGAGCCGGGUCUGCAGGAGGCGCACAAGUGGCGCAUGCAGCGCCCCCUGGUGGACCGUGACUUCCGCAAGACACUGAUGGUACGGGACAACCUGGCCUUCGGGGGCCCGGAGGUCUGAGCCGCCAGCACCCUCCCGCGGCUCUCUCGACUCAGGGAGGCCACCCCACUGCGGCCCGGGGUCCUCCCAGCAGCGCUGUUGGCGCCCUGCCACCCAGUAGGUCACCCACAUCCCACAUUCAGUUCUCCACUUCCCCUAAUCGACUCCCGCAUCUUGCAAGCUGCAGGUGACAGCCAGGUCCAG
This is a messenger RNA of Ochotona princeps (American pika), 422 nucleotides long. RefSeq names its product small integral membrane protein 45 (gene SMIM45). The transcript has a single exon. The record is from RefSeq and is a predicted model, not a curated record. Lineage: Eukaryota; Metazoa; Chordata; Mammalia; Lagomorpha; Ochotonidae. Bases 33 to 239 code for a protein of 68 amino acids.